AUGUUUAUUAUAAAAAGUAAUUUAGAAAGCGAUAACUCAUUGGAUAUUAGCGUAAAAAAAGAGCACAAUGCAAUAAACAAAUUUAUAAUUAUAUUGAUUAUUAUAAUUAAUAUAUUAAGUCUUAUAUUUACCUUAUUAUUAGCUAUAAAAUUUUAUCUAUGUUUUUUUAAUGUAACAUCUUUUCUAUUCAUUUUAACACAAACAUGCUUAUGGUCGUAUUUAGCAAUUUUAAAUGUUUAUGAUCAAAAAUAUGUUUUUUCAAUUUUUUCUUUCUUGGGAAUUAAUUUAUAUACACAAUGUUAUAAAAAUUUAAACAAGUUAUUCUUAUCCGAUGAUAUUCAAGAAUACCAUUUCAUGUCGAUUGCACUUUCUCAUUUACCAUUUCUUUAUAUAUGUUAUGAUAUUGUAAUAUUUCAGUAUGAUAGUAUUUUUAUUAAAAGUACUUUAGAUUACACUUAUAAUGAUAAAUCUUUAAUAAUAUUAAAUUUUUUAAGAGGAAUAUUUUGUUCUUUAUGUAUAGCUACAAUUUUUGUUAUUUCUUUGAUUUUAAAUAUACAAAAUACAUUUCGUACAUAUCCUUUACUGAAACUAUCAGAUUCUAAAACAAAAAAAUACCUAUUUUCUGUAUUUUUGUUUUAUUUUAUUGAUUCGCAAAUAAGAAUUAUUACAUUUCUCUUUAUUAUAGAAACAUACGAAAUAUUGACUAUAUGUGUAUGUAUUGCUUUUGAUACUCACAUUUUUAAAAAUAUUAUUAUUGGAAUAUCCUCAAUUUUAGUUUCUCCUUUGUCUAUAAUACUACAUUCAACAAAUAGAAAUUAUGGGAAUGAAAGGGUUGUAAGACUUAGUAAAUUAUUGAUAAAUUUUCGAUUUUUUGAAUUUUUUUUAAUUCUUUUUUAUGGAUCGUUAUACUAUGAUGAUGAAGAAAUAGGAAACACUUUUAUAUUAUAUAUACAGCUUAUUAAUCUAAUAUUAUUAUUUUUUCUAAUAAUAAUUUAUAAAAAAGUGUUGUCAUGUAAAAGAAAUUUUGAAGAAAAUGGUGACGAUUUUAAUGUAGAUUUAUAUAACAAUAUAAAUGAUAACUAA
Plasmodium relictum is the source of this 1083-nucleotide messenger RNA. RefSeq names its product conserved Plasmodium membrane protein, unknown function. Lineage: Eukaryota; Apicomplexa; Aconoidasida; Haemosporida; Plasmodiidae. The coding region runs from base 1 to 1083 and encodes 360 amino acids. The record is from RefSeq and is a predicted model, not a curated record. The transcript is spliced from 8 exons.